Messenger RNA from Tupaia belangeri chinensis (Chinese tree shrew), 1378 nucleotides. RefSeq names its product arylacetamide deacetylase like 3 (gene AADACL3). NCBI's taxonomy places the organism in Eukaryota, Metazoa, Chordata, Mammalia, Scandentia, Tupaiidae. The coding region runs from base 140 to 1378 and encodes 412 amino acids. The transcript has 4 exons. The record is from RefSeq and is a predicted model, not a curated record. Gene Ontology annotation, molecular function: hydrolase activity.
CCCUUUCAUAUCUCACCUGAAUCUGUGACUCACUGGGCUAAUGAGGGCAGCUGAAAGAGGCCUCCUGACCUUAGGCCAUGUCUUAAAUGGCCAACAUUAUGACGGGGUUCCACUCGGACUCCUUUGAUUUAGAAACAGGAUGGUGAUCCUGCUUCUGUUCCUGCCCCUGCUCCUGCUGCUCCUCCUGGCAGCCGGGGUGUUCUCAAUGGGAGUCGGACUGUGGGUGAUUUGCAAUAAUAUUUUGACUGUGGCCAUUCCUGCAGCUGUCAGCCACCCCAUGAGACUGAGGGUCCUCCAUUGCCUGUUCCAGCUCAUCGAGACAUGGGGCUAUAUUUUUGAAAAACUGAGAAUCUGUUCCAUGUGCCAGUUUGUCCGUUUCAUACAUGACCUGAAACCGUUGAAAAAGGAUCCAGAUGUGAUGUUCACAGAUCUUCGCUUUGGGUCAAUCCCUGUGAAGCUGUACUGGCCCAAGGCACCCACCUGUACCCCCAGGCCUGGCAUCGUGUUCUACCAUGGUGGCGGAGGAGUCAUAGGGAGCUUGAAAACCCACCAUGCCAUAUUCACUCGUUUGUGCAAGGAGAGUGAUUCAGUGGUUCUGGCUGUUGGGUACCGACAGUUACCCAUGCAUGGGGUUUCGACGAUCAAGAGAGACUGCAUAGUGGCCACCAUCCAUUUCCUGAGGUCCCUGGAUACAUAUGGAGUGGAUCCAGACCGUGUGGUGGUCUGUGGUGACAGCCUAGGGGGGACAGCAGCAGCGAUGAUUUGUGAAAGACUGAUGAACACUCCGAAUCUCCCCCGAAUCCGUGCUCACAUUCUGGUCUAUGCUGUUCUCCAGAGCCUGGAUUUCCAACUCCCUUCCUGUCAGCAGAACCAGAAUGUCCCACUGCUCUCUAGUGAGUUUGUUUUCUACUGUGUGUGUUGUCUCCUGGAUAUCAGCCCUUCCUGGAAAAAUGCCAUCAUGAAAGGUGCCCACUUGCCUGCUGAAGUCUGGGCAAAGUAUAAAAAGUGGUUGGAUCCAGAAAACAUCCCAGAGAGGUUUAAGAAAAGCUACCGACCUGUUGCCCAUGCACCCCUGAAUGAAGAUGUUUACCUGGAGACAAGAAGUAUUCUGAAUAGCACUUACUCACCCCUGCUUAUCGAAGACAACAUAAUGUCUCAGUACCCAGAAGCUUGCAUCGUGAGCUGUGAACAUGACUUUUUCCGGGACCAUUCGCUGCUGUACAAGAAGAGGCUAGAGGACCUGGGGGUGCCCGUGACUUGGCAUCACAUAGAGGAUGGUUUUCACGGGGCGCUCACCACCCUCGACAUGGGCUGCUUUUACUUCCCCUGCUCCACGAGAAUUUUGAAUGCAAUGACCCAUUUUAUAAAGAAGUUGUGA